GCGGCGCUGGGGAGAGAGAGAAAGUUGUCUAGUAUAAAAUAUCACUCCAUCUCUUUUGUCCACCCUGACCCCCCCAUAUCUGCCAUGGCUUCUCCAGCCCACAAGCUUCACUUUGUCUUGUUUCCUUUAAUGGCCCAAGGCCACAUGAUUCCUAUGAUAGACAUUGCCAAACUGCUCGCACAGCGAGGCGUGAUUGUCACCAUUGUCACCACAACCCAUAACGCAGCCCGUUUCCAUACAAGCACUGCUCGCGCAGUUGAAUCCGGACUCCGAAUCCGAGUUAUCCAACUUCAGUUUCCCUAUGAAGAAGCAGGAAUACCCAAAGGCUGUGAUAAUCUCGACAUGCUUCCUUCACUAGGACUCGCCAUAAACUUCUUCACUUCAACUAGCAUGCUACGACACCCUGUGGAGAAGUUGUUUGAGGAGCUAACACCUCCACCAAACUGCAUAAUCUCUGAUAUGUGCCUGCCUUGGACACUUGAUAUUGCUCGCAAGUUUCAUAUUCCAAGAUUUUCUUUUCUUGGAGUUAGUUGCUUCUGUCUCUUGAUCUUUCAGGUUUUACGCGUUCACAACAUUCACGCGAAAAUAUCCAGCCAGUCAGAGUACUUUGUUUUGCCCGGUUUGCCUGAUCAUAUUGAAUUCACUAAAUCCCAACUGCCUUUUCCCGAAGACCCCAAAAUGAAGGAAUUUAGUGGGCAAAUGGCAGCAGCUGACUUAGCCUCACACGGGGUCAUCGUGAAUACUUUCCAAGAGUUGGAACCAGCAUAUGCCAAAGAAUAUAGGAAGGCAAGAGGAGAUAAAGUCUGGUGUAUUGGCCCUGUUUCGCUUUGCAACAAGGACUACCUAGACAGGGUCGAGAGAGGUAACAAGGCUUCCAUUGAAGAGUAUCAAUGUUUGAAGUGGCUCGAUGCCAGGAACCGCUCUGUUGUCUAUGCCUGCCUUGGGAGCCUAUGCAAUCUAAUACCAUCACAGUUGAUAGAGCUCGGGUUGGCUUUAGAAGAGUCUAACAAACCAUUUAUUUGGGUCCUAAGGGGAGCGGAAACCUCAGAAGAAUUGGAGAAAUGGAUUUUGGAAGACAGAUACGAAGAAAGGAUCGAAGGGAGAGGUCUUUUGAUUUGGGGUUGGGCUCCGCAAUUAUUGAUCUUAUCCCAUCCUUCAGUGGGAGGGUUUUUAACGCACUGCGGUUGGAAUUCAUGCAUAGAAGGAAUAAGUGCUGGGGUGCCAAUGCUUACAUGGCCGCUAUUUGGGGACCAGUUUAUGAAUGAGAAACUAGUAGUGCAGGUACUAAAAAUUGGUGUGAGGGUCGGUGUGGAGGAUCCUGUAAACUGGGGCGAGGAAGAGAAGACUGGGGUGUUGGUGAAAAAGGAAGAUGUUAAGGGGGCUAUAGAGAGGCUAAUGAAUGAAGGAGAGGAAAGAGAAGAGAGGAGGACAAAAGCUAGAGAGCUGAGAGAGAUGGCAAAGAGAGCUGUCGAAGAUGGAGGAUCUUCUCAGGUGGAGAUGACACUGCUAAUUGGAGAUAUCAUGCUACAAACAGGUUGCAGAGACUGUACCUAACAGAUCGGAACAGCCUUCCACUAGUUCGCAUUUUAUCAUCAACGGCUUGGCUUGGUGCCCUUUUUUGAUAUCAUGACAUAGAAACUUUAUUCGAGUUUUUAUGGAGAGGGCCAGCAGUAUUGCAAACUGAUCAGAGGCACGGUUUGUGAAAGAGAAAUAAACGGUCUCCCUGCUAAGACAGCAUCUUCUGAAGACUGCAAACUGCAGGUAACAGCUCCUAGUGCAACCAAAACACGAAGUCCCACAAAAUAAGAGAGACAAACAAAGUCACAUGGCCUGCAUAUAUGCAUCAAACCUAGCUAAAUUUAAUAACAUAUAUA
Molecule: messenger RNA, 1874 nt
Organism: Juglans microcarpa x Juglans regia
Lineage: Eukaryota; Viridiplantae; Streptophyta; Magnoliopsida; Fagales; Juglandaceae
Product: UDP-glycosyltransferase 73C6-like
Molecular function (GO): UDP-glycosyltransferase activity
Source: RefSeq, a predicted model, not a curated record